AUGACCCGUCGUAAUCAAUUCAAGCAUGGGGAUGGAUUCCCCAUUGUAAGCCUUGCCUUCAUGCGCCAAUCGACUGUUUGGAAGGAGGCUGUUGAAAAUCGCUUUAUUGCCUACGUCCUUGUAUAUCCUUUAAUACUUGCAUCCUUUUCUUUGCAUCCCCUUGCAGCCAUCCUGCUCCAUCGGCCCCCUAGCCGCACCUCACUGUUCAUGCGGAUUACCGGUAGCCUGCCCAGUAACCGAUCUCCAGCUACUGCGCGUGCAGCUGCCGGCCCCUGUUAUUUUCCCCAGUCCUGGACUCGCCUGCCCCCGCGGCUUCUGGACGCAGAC
This is a messenger RNA of Dibothriocephalus latus, 327 nucleotides long. The record is from the annotation of a GenBank genome assembly. Lineage: Eukaryota; Metazoa; Platyhelminthes; Cestoda; Diphyllobothriidea; Diphyllobothriidae.